This is a messenger RNA of Triticum dicoccoides, 1074 nucleotides long. RefSeq lists its product as uncharacterized. Bases 54 to 965 code for a protein of 303 amino acids. The record is from RefSeq and is a predicted model, not a curated record. Gene Ontology annotation, biological process: root development; shoot system development. The transcript has a single exon. NCBI's taxonomy places the organism in Eukaryota, Viridiplantae, Streptophyta, Magnoliopsida, Poales, Poaceae.
CUGCGUACACGAACCACCUCUGAAGUAGCUCUGAAGUGUCCAGCUCGGCGGCCAUGGCGCGCGCCUUCGUGCGCUCCAUCUCCUUCCCGCUGAGCCCGUCGAGGUCGUCGUCCUCCUCCAAGCCGCGCGCGCCGUCGGCGUCGCACCAUGAGCGGUCCGUCAGUCUGCCGUGCCGGUCGCACCCGAUCCUGGCGCACCUCCACACCCACAUCCGCGCCGUGCGCGCCUGGGCGCAGCAGGGACCAGCGGCGUUGGCCGCCUCCGUGGCCGUGGGGCUGGCGCACGUGGACGCGCUCCACUCCGCGCUCGGCGACCUGCUGGACCUGCCCGAGGCACAGGCCGCGCUCUCCGGCGCCGGCGGCAGCGUGGACCGCCUCCUCGACUCCUUCCUCCGCCUCGCCGACGCGCACGGCUGCUUCCAGGAGGCCGUGGUCGCGCUCAAGCAGGACGUCGCCGAGGCGCUGGCGGCCGUGCGCCGCCGCGACGGGGCGCGCCUUGCCUCCGCUGUGCGGGCCCAGCGCAGGGCCGGCCAAGAGCUCACUCGCCUCGCCGCCACGGCAAGGGAGUCCGCCGUCCGGCCCUCGCGCCUGAGCAUCCUCGGCGGCGGCCAAGGCAGCGCGGCGGAGGUGGAGGUGACGGGGCUGCUGAUGGAGUCGGCCGCGGCGACGGCGUCGGCGUCCGCCGCGCUGUUCGGGGCCGUGGCGGCCAUGUCCGGGUCCGUGGAGGCGGAGUCGUGCUCGUGCAAGGGCACGGCGGCGCUUGUGUGCCUGGUGAAGAAGAACAAGAAGAAGUCGUCGGCGCCGGGGUGUGGGGAGGAGGGGGUGGCGGUGGCCGCCGUGGCGGAGAGGCUGGAGGAGCUGGAGGAGUGCAUCGAGGAGCUGGAGACCGGCAGUGAGAAGGUGUUCCGGAGCCUCGUGCAGACCAGGGUCGCGCUCCUCAACAUCCACACGCUCCACAUCUUCUAGCUUUACUACUAUCAUCCAUCUUAAUUGUACUAAUGAAAUUAGUGCUAGCAAUCCAGUGUAACUGUAAAUAAGUUAAGUAGAUGAUGAAUAGAAGAAGGAAUUUGGGCAA